AUGUGUCCGUGUGUGUUGAUUGAUAAACUGAGAAAUGUUUUCGGCAAGAAAAAAAGAACUAGUAAAGAGACGAGUCAAUCGAGUAACUCGGCAACAAGUCCAGUUGAACCAGGGGAAGAUAAAAAAAAGGAGAAGAGCAAGAAGAGCAAGAAGAGCAAUAAGAGUAGGAAAAGUGAGAAAAGCGAAAAGAGUAGAGGGAAGAGUAAAGGAAAGAGCAAAAAGGCGAGAAGUAAUAUCAAGAGUCCAAACAAUCCUGGUUCUCCUUCUGAUCACAACACUCCGAGUAGUCGUUGUAGUAGACCCGAUCAGAAGAUCACUGAAGAGCUUAAUGGACAAGUCAUCCACAACAAGCCAGACCCGAAAAACUUUCUUCUGAGAGUUCUUCAAUCAGAACGUCCUGACUUGAUUGGUCCCGAUUCGAAACUAGACCCCGGGGAGCUCAAAACAUUAGAUACGCAUCUAUUGAAAAAGGGCGAACUGAGAGAUGGGAUUGAUAUUCAGCUAGGAGAUACUUGUAAAACUAAUGAUUCUUUAAUGCUCGGUUCAAAUGGCGAAGUGGAAAUCAAAUCGCUCUAUGCAUACGGUCGAUUUGGAUCUGUCUACAUAGUUAUACGAAAGAACGAGGAUAGCAAAAAUGGUGAAGAGCUACUGGAUUCAAUGAUAUUGAAAACGAGUCGUAGAAUGUACGCAUCGGCCAGGAUGGAACACGAAAUCAAAGUUUUAAAGUAUCUCCAAGACAGAGAAAAAAAUAGACCAACUCAUAUAGUUCCAAUUAUUUCACAUGGGACUGCUGGUGGAACACCCUACUUUCUGAUGCCAGCAUUGGAUGCAAAUCUGGAGAAAAUCAGACAAGAAAUCGGUCAUAAAAUGCCAUGGGUCGACGCAUUUUACAUUGGACAAGAGGCACUGAUAGGCAUUAAAGAAUGUCACGAUCUUUCGAUUAUUCAUCGAGAUGUUAAACCGACGAACCUAUUGUUAGCAAUAGGAAACAUCAAAGCUUGGGUUCUCUCGGAUCUUGGAGAUAGUUGUCCGGUUGGAAAAUCUAAAAUUCUUUCGCCUCCAGAUGCUCUAACCAUUCCAUAUAUUUCGAGAUACGGACAUGUGGCGACCCAAAAACCGAUGAAGGCAACGAUUGCAAUGGACAUCGAGAGUUGGUUUUACUUGUUUUUAGAUCUUUUCAUCGUUCUUCCUUGGAAAAAUAAAGUUGAAGAGGAUGAAACUCUAGCUGCCAAAAACGCAUUCUGGGAAAACUUGAGCAAAUUUUUCGAGAAAAAUUGCUCAAAACUCCCUCCUCAAAUACUUCCAAUCGCUCAAAUCGUUGUUGACAGCUCAAUUGAAAAACCGUACUCUCAACUAACUGCGAUUCUUCGUGAUGGCUUCAACAAGAACAAUAAGACCUCUCCAUGGAAACCAGAUUGGAUUGAAAAACGACCGAAAAAAGAACAGGCUCCAACCCGUCCGAAAACUACAGGAAAAGGUGAAAAAACGAAAAGUGGGAUGGCUUCUUCAUCGACAGGAACAUCACAAACAACGGAAAGUGUCUCAAAGAAUCAGAAGACGUCAGGAAAGCAAAGUGAACCAAAGAGUGUUUCGAAAAGUGCUGUGAAGAGUGUAACCAAAAAAGUGAACUAA
This is a messenger RNA of Caenorhabditis briggsae, 1632 nucleotides long. The record is from RefSeq and is a predicted model, not a curated record. Gene Ontology annotation, cellular component: nucleus; cytoplasm. Gene Ontology annotation, molecular function: ATP binding; protein serine/threonine kinase activity. NCBI's taxonomy places the organism in Eukaryota, Metazoa, Nematoda, Chromadorea, Rhabditida, Rhabditidae. Bases 1 to 1632 code for a protein of 543 amino acids. Gene Ontology annotation, biological process: signal transduction; peptidyl-serine phosphorylation. The transcript has 5 exons.